ACUCUUUCGCUUGCCAGCGUCUCCGCCUGGAGGAAGUGGCGCUCGCGUCGCUCGUCGACGUCUCGCGGCGUCGGGCCUCAGUUGGCGCCCGUCGCGGCUAGAGACAUGUCUUUGUGUGACUGUGGUUCGUGCACGACACUAUUUUGAUUUUAUGAGGCGGUGGCAGUGAUGGCAUAGCAGUGCCAGGGGCGCGGGUCAAAGAGCAUGGCCAGAGUGCGGGUGGUCAGAUGGACUUGCUGGCUUGUGCUGAUUGGACUGUGCGCUCUGGCCACAUGCGAGGUGCAACAGCAAUGCCCGCCAAGGGCCGAGAUAUCGCCCUGCUCCUGUCAGGUGAAGAAGAAUGGCCUGGACAUCCUCUGCGAGUUCACGGACCAACAGCACAUCAACCAAGCCAUGGGCGUGCUCAAGGGGAAGUCCCUGGUGAUCUUCUACCUGAAACUUAGGCACAACAACCUGCGCAAGCUACCCGGUUUCGUGUUCCUCGGUCUGGACAUCCGGCACCUCACCAUACACAAUAGUAGCUUGUCCGUUGUUGAAGAGGCUUCAUUAAGUAGUAUAGGUAAAAUGCUUACCCAGUUAGACGUAUCACAGAAUGGAUUGACUCAAGUACCAUCAGCUGCAUACAAGAAUCUCCACCAUCUGCUCAUCCUCAACAUGAACCACAACAAGAUCAACAGUUUACAUGCCAGGGCGUUCCAAGGGCUCGACACACUCGAAAUUCUCACCCUGUACGAGAACAAAAUCAACAACAUCGAUUCCGAAGCCUUUGUCGGAUUGGAAAAGAAACUGAAAAGGCUGAAUUUAGGUGGAAACGGUUUAACUUCGGUGCCGUGGAAAGCCCUCACCAUAUUGGAUAUGCUGAAAAAGCUCGAGAUGCAGGAGAAUAGGAUUUCGGAAAUUAAAGAAGGAGAUUUUGAAGGUUUGAAAAACUUGGAUUCUCUGGGUCUGGCCCACAACAAACUGCGAACGGUUCCAUCGAGAGUAUUUUCGCAUCUCACACUCUUAAAUUCCCUGGAAUUGGAUGGAAACAACAUCGACACAAUAGAUCCGGAAGCAUUUGCAGGACUCGAAGAAAACCUCCAGUACCUGCGUCUGGGAGACAACAACAUCCACACGAUCCCGACUGAGGCCCUGAAAAGGCUGCACCGCCUUCGUCAUUUGGACCUCAGGGCCAACAACAUCACCUACAUUGCCGAGGACGCGUUCGCAGGCUUCGGUGACACCAUCACCUUCUUGAAUCUGCAGAAAAAUGACAUCCGACAGUUGACCGGUUUGAUAUUCGAAAACCUCAACUCCUUGGAAACGCUUAAUCUGCAGAACAACAAACUGAUGCACGUUGGUGAGGACGUCAUGGAACCCAUCUUGGAUACUCUGCGUGUUGUUGACAUCAUGGAUAACCCGUUGCUUUGCGAGUGUGAGCUGCAAUGGUACAAAAACUGGUUGAUGGGCCUGAAGGACAAGGACGAUGAGAUGAUGCAGAAGAAGCGUACGGUGUGCAUGAUGCAGCACGAGCACCGGGAGUACAGCCUCCAGAAUCUGCCGCUGGAGAAGAUGAAGUGCGUCAUCAAGCCUCACGACACGAUUUCCAACAAUGCCGACGGCAAAAACGUGUUGGUUCCGGUCGUUAUGGCAAUGUGUUUCUGGGCAGUGAUAUACAAUUAUCCUUAGUUAUUUGUAAUUAAUACAAAGCAGUAUAACAGUUUAGACGAGUUUUUAGGCUAGUUAUUUAGAUAUUUUAUAUUUAAAGAUAUUUAAUGAAUUAGAUCUUAUCCUGUUUUGCAUCUUAGGCAUGUAACUUGCUGAUAGACGUAGUUAGUUCGACUUAGCUUCUUUGCUUCAUGAUGUUAUCUUUGUCAUACAUUCGUGGAUUGAGUCAAAUUGCAGGAUUGGUCAACAUGACUAGGUUUUUAAUGGAAAUAACCCUGCUUUAACAUCUGCAAGUGAUUGUGUCUCUUUUGCAAUAAAAACCGGCAUGUUGCCAACUGGAAUAUAAGCUCGGCAAAUACAUAUCAGUAAAUGUUAAGUAGACAAGGAAUGCUUUGACGGAUCCACCGUUCAAUAGUAAUCUAAAUGUGUCCCAUCAAAUCUGAAUGUCUUUUCUCUCUCUAUCUCUUGGUGUUAUUCAAAUGAUAUUGUAACCUUAGACAUAAUAAUAUAGGUGUUUAAGAGUUUUAGUGAAUCGUUAAGUUUGUUUACAUUUAUAUUUUUUUAAAGGAAUAUCGCACACCAAAUUCAAACGUAACAAAUCGAUAGGGACAAAAAGGCCUAUACAUAUCAAAGGUGGAUUUCAAUUAUCACAUAUCAAACGUGCCGCAUUAUAUAUUAAGGAUACUUAUGCAGAAGACGCCCACGUCCGGGGCUCUACGAUUUUGUGAGACAGGGGAACGUUACGUUCUUGGCAAAAUACUGGAGCCCCCCGAUCCCAGAGGCGUUUUCUGCUAAGGGGAGUCAACAUAAUGCAUGUUAGUGUCUAAAAUUAUUAUAUAAUAAUCCUUAAAACUUGUGAGCUUCACCACAUAUCAUUAAUUAUAAAUGUAUAAUUGUAAGAAUUAACAUUAGGAUUAGGUAAAUUUGUCAAUGAAGCACUGUUGGGUGUUCAGCUAAAUAUUUGAACCGUAUUAAAACAAUAUUCGAUUUACUUCAUGCAAUUUCUAUUUGACAGUUGCUAUACACGUACCUAAAUAUCGUUAGAAUGUUUAGUUAUAGUCGAGUCAAUUGAAACCCCAAAAAAAUAAAAAUCAACAAAAAUCCCAAAAGACAAAAAACGUUUUUGAACAAGAAUGCAUGAAGAGCAAAACAUUUCGUUGAAUCCAAAAAAAAAUUUUUGUGAUAAAAAUAUAAAAUUGAAUAUAGAUUGAUUAAGAAAUAUUGGUUAUAUUGGUUAUAUAAGCAAUACUACUCACAUUUCUGGCUGUACAGUCUAGUAACCUAAACAUAUCAUGUACCCCAAUGAGUCUAUCAACUCAGUAGGAUCACUCGUCGGGGAUGUUUUUUGUAGAUUUGUAUUAAGAGAUUGAUACUAUUGAUAAAAAAAUAGAGGAUAUUUUUGUGGGCACGUUUCAGGCGCACUGACCCACACGCAGUGUAGCCAGACCAUUUCAAGACAUAUCCGGUUGAGGUGGGACGCAGCUUCGCGUUUCUAUGUAAAUUAACAUGCAAAAAAAAUCACGCAAUAUUUUUCUAAGAUUAUAGUGUCAGGUCGUUAUCGCAUAGAAAUGCGAAGAGUCCGCCCAACCCACCCAUUUUUUACAAUUUACCAAAUAUAUGUAAAUGUAUGUAUUAACUAUUAUAUGCACCAUAUCAUUGACGAUGGUACUUCUAUGUAUUCAUUAUUAAUUAAACAUGGUUGUUGUGUACUGUGUCAUAAUAUAUUCAAGUUAUUAUAUUUAAUGUUUCCGAAAAUGUCAUAUUCUAUAUAUGUGAAAUAAAGAAAUUUAUGCUGACACUAA
This is a messenger RNA of Aethina tumida (small hive beetle), 3449 nucleotides long. RefSeq names its product slit homolog 3 protein. The record is from RefSeq and is a predicted model, not a curated record. The transcript is spliced from 9 exons. NCBI's taxonomy places the organism in Eukaryota, Metazoa, Arthropoda, Insecta, Coleoptera, Nitidulidae. Gene Ontology annotation, molecular function: protein binding. The coding region runs from base 205 to 1668 and encodes 487 amino acids. Gene Ontology annotation, cellular component: extracellular matrix.